Effrenium voratum is the source of this 270-nucleotide messenger RNA. NCBI's taxonomy places the organism in Eukaryota, Dinophyceae, Suessiales, Symbiodiniaceae. The record is from the annotation of a GenBank genome assembly.
AUGGCGGAUGCGCUGCGCUCCAAGCUAGGGGACCUGGAGGAUGAGCUGGACAGCGCCAACGAAGCCAAGGCGGAGCUGGAGGAGCAGCUCGGGAGCCUCAAAGAGCAGCUGGAGGCCAGCCAGGCGGAGGCUUUGAAGCUCAAGUCGGAGGCGUCCCAGGCUGGGGAGUCUGAGCUCGCGGAGGCGCGCAAAGCCUUGGCUCAGGCGCAGGAGGCGCUGCAGUCGCGGGAGGCGAAGCGGGAGAGACCAUCGUGCGAGAGAUGGGGAUGA